GACUUUAAACAUUCAAGAUAUUCCAGUGCUAGUUUAAAUUUCGAACUCGCUGGUGGCCAGAUCGGUCGCGAUCACUGCGUUUGCGCUAGAUUCCAACACCAAUAGCUUAGAGUUCGAAAUUCAAAUUUACAAAAUGACCACUCAAAUUGACGACGAACAGAUUGCGAUGCUUCGUCGAGCGUUCAGCAUGUUUGACUCGAGCAAACAGGGCCGCAUUGAGAGGGAGAAAGUUCGAACAAUUCUCAACACGAUGUUACACAGCUUCGAUGACAGAGACCUCGACAAGAUGCUCGACAAUGAAGAUGCUGAUGGCAGCGGUAAACUAAAUUUCGACUCGUUCGUCCGUGUGGCGACUCACUUCUUAGACGAAGAUGAUGAAGCUCUGCAGAAGGAGUUGAAAGAAGCCUUCAGACUUUAUGAUAAAGAAGGCAACGGCUACAUCCCUACAUCGAGUCUACGCGAGAUAUUGGCAGCGCUGGAUGAUCAGCUCACACCUGAUCAACUCAACGAGAUGAUUGCCGAGAUUGACACUGAUGACUCUGGAACCGUGGACUUUGACGAGUUCAUGGAGAUGAUGACCGGUGAUUAGACAAGACAAGAAGAUAUAUUUUCACCCCGCAUAACAAAUUGUCUUCAAUAUUACAAAUGUAAUGUCCU
This is a messenger RNA of Hyposmocoma kahamanoa, 657 nucleotides long. RefSeq names its product troponin C-like. The record is from RefSeq and is a predicted model, not a curated record. The transcript has 6 exons. Bases 134 to 589 code for a protein of 151 amino acids. Gene Ontology annotation, molecular function: enzyme regulator activity; calcium ion binding. Lineage: Eukaryota; Metazoa; Arthropoda; Insecta; Lepidoptera; Cosmopterigidae.